AUGCACACUGGCUACCUGGCUCAUACUAUCAUGCACACUGGGGACCUGGCUCACACUAUCAUGCACACUGGGGACCUGGCUCACACUAUCAUGCACACUGGGGACCUGGCUCAUACUAUCAUGCACACUGGGGACCUGGCUCAUACUAUCAUGCACACUGGGUACCUGGCUCAUACUAUCAUGCACACUGGGGACCUGGCUCACACUAUCAUGCACACUGGGUACCUGGCUCACACUAUCAUGCACACUGGGGACCUGGCUCAUACUAUCAUGCACACUGGGGACCUGGCUCACACUAUCAUGCACACUGGGGACCUGGCUCAUACUAUCAUGCACACUGGGGACCUGGUUCAUACUAUCAUGCACACUGGGUACCUGGCUCAUACUAUCAUGCACACUGCGGACCUGGCUCACACUAUCAUGCACACUGGGGACCUGGCUCACACUAUCAUGCACACUGGGUACCUGGCUCACACUAUCAUGCACACUGGGUACCUGGCUCACACUAUCAUGCACACUGGGGACCUGGCUCACACUAUCAUGCACGCUGGGUACCUGGCUCACACUAUCAUGCACGCUGGGUACCUGGCUCACACUAUCAUGCACGCUGGGUACCUGGCUCACACUAUCAUGCACGCUGGGUACCUGGCUCACACUAUCAUGCACGCUGGGUACCUGGUUCACACUAUCAUGCACGCUGGGUACCUGGCUCACAUUAUCAUGCACGCUGGGUACCUGGCUCACACUAUCAUGCACGCUGGGUACCUGGCUCACACUAUCAUGCACGCUGGGUACCUGGCUCACACUAUCAUGCACACUGGGUACCUGGCUCACACUAUCAUGCACACUGGGUACCUGGCUCACACUAUCAUGCACGCUGGGUACCUGGCUCACACUAUCAUGCACAACCCGUCCCCUAAUAGAACGUCACAUUUUGACCCUUACUUUACCUGA
Molecule: messenger RNA, 954 nt
Organism: Procambarus clarkii (red swamp crayfish)
Lineage: Eukaryota; Metazoa; Arthropoda; Malacostraca; Decapoda; Cambaridae
Source: RefSeq, a predicted model, not a curated record